This is a messenger RNA of Haemonchus placei, 603 nucleotides long. The record is from the annotation of a GenBank genome assembly. Lineage: Eukaryota; Metazoa; Nematoda; Chromadorea; Rhabditida; Trichostrongylidae.
AUGCCGUUGUUCAUCGUUGGCGGUGUCGUUGGGAUGGCUCGUGAUGGUGGUGGCGUUGGCGUCGUCGAUGCUAUGGCUAAAGACGCGUCGAUGUUGGAAGAGCAUGCGCGUUCGCACGAAGAAGGUGAGCAGUGUCCAUUGUGCUCGGAUCGAACGCUAAAACUUACUGAACACCUGAUUCAGGAGCACAAAAUCGCCGAAUCGGCCGUCGAACGACUACUGGCCGUACAUCGACCCGAACCAUCAAACUCGGGCAACUUCACCUAUCGUUGUGCUCAAUGUACAAUGGCGUUUCGAUCAGAAAAUGCGCUCCGAUCACACUCGAUUUUACAUUUAUUUGCACCAACACAACGUUGCUCACUAUGUCAGAAAAUGUGUUCCAAUGAUGAUGAGCUAAAGACCCAUAUGGAAAGUGAUCAUCCGCAAGACGACGAAACAGCCCGGUGUGAUUUGUGUGCGGAGACGUUUUCAUCCCGAACAGCUUUAAUCGCUCAUAUCAAUUCGGUACGACAUCUGCAUAGGGCUAAGAAGCAACUGGAAGCCCAGGGAUCCGUUGAUUUAAGCAGUCAGGUAAGUAUCGAUGGCAAAUUAAUUGAUCGAUAA